AUGCACAAAAGGAUAGCGCAGAAGAAAGCAGUGACAGUGUUGAUGUCUGCAGCUCUAGAGCUGAACAGCCCACCGAGGCCUUCCACGUGCACACCACCCCCAGACUUCAGCCAGUGUUUAGUGGAACAGAGCUCCAUGGCCUCACAUCCAUUCAGCAACAGGAUGGCUUUACAGCAGAACUCAGUCAAUCUCGCCACAGAGAGACACCGCAGCUGUGAUAACGUUGAGCGUGACGGGGACUUUCUACAAAUAAGGUACGAACAGGUACCAACACAGCUGCCCAACAGCUGCUCUCAGCCCCCAGUGAUGCAGCAGAGCUUCAGUAAAGACAAGAGGCGUCUGAGCAAGACCAGCGGGAGCAGCAGUCGGGCUCGCCAGGAUGACCUGUCUUUGGGUAACAAGCGAGAGAACACUAAAUACAGCUCAUUCCGCUUCCAAACGCAAAUCAUGAAAAAACUGUGGGUGAAUGCUGGCAUUUUGGGCUCUGUUUCGGCUGCACUUGGCUCAGUUCUGUGGUCACAAAAAAACAAUGAAUCCGAUCAGACAAGAACAGAUCCCUCUUCUCCUUAUGAACUUCAACUAGUUCAAGUGUUGUUCCGACAUGGUGCACGGACCCCCCUGAAGUCCAUCCCUAAUGUCAUAGAGGCUCAGUGGGUACCAACUCUUCUGGAGCCUCCCCCCCACACACACAUCAAUUAUGUUGUAACAGAUCUCAGUGGUGGUCCCAGACCUCCUGCUCCUACGGAAGAAAACUAUCGGAAAAGUGUCUUGACCGGUGGCUGCUUUCCUGGUCAGCUGACCACACUGGGCAUGCAGCAGCUGUAUGAACUGGGCCAACGGUUAAGACAGAGGUACAUUGAAGACAGUGCAUUCCUCUCUCCUGAAUUCACCCCAGCCGAGGUUUAUGUCCGUUCUACUAACAUCUGGAGGACAAUUCAAUCUGCCAAGUGUUUGGUAGCCGGACUGUUCCAGCAAAAUCAAAAAGAAGCUCUGCCAAUACUGACCACUGGGGCUGAGGCUGAAAUACUGUAUCCAAACUUCCAAGGCUGUAAGCUGCUAAAAAUUGUUGGCGGGCACCGCUGGGCAGACUCGUCCACACUGCCAGACAUUGCAGCCGACCUGCAGAGUAUUCAGAAGGCGCUGGGCAUCGCAGCGCACCAGCAAGUCGACUUCAUCCUCAUUAGGGACGACAUGGUUGCCAGAGAGACUCAUGGCCUGCCCUGCCCACCCGCAUUGGACUCUUGGAGAGAUAAAGUGGAGCAGAGAGCAGUUGAUAUGAUGAAUUACAUCUACAACCCCAGCCAAAGGGAGAGCUUGCAGCUUUGUGUUGGUUCACUCUUGCACAUUUUUUUAAUAAAUAUUGAGAACAAACUGCAGAAGGUUUUACAGGAGCCAAACAGGAAGUUGUUUCUGUACUCUGCACAUGACACAACAUUGAUCCCAUGUCUCAUGGCUAUGGGAAUUUUUGACAUGCAAUGGCCACCUUAUGCUGCUGAUAUCACUCUGGAGCUGUACAAGCACAAACAAACCAAAGAACCAUAUGUCAAAGUCUCAUACAUUGGAAAAGACCAGUUACUUCCUGGAUGCAGUGGAGUCUACUGCCCCCUCUUAGAAUUCAAGCAGGUUCUCUCUGCCCACUCCCUGAGCUCAGACCAAUACCAGUCACUUUGUAACAGCAGAAAGCAUUUACCUAACUGA
Molecule: messenger RNA, 1698 nt
Organism: Knipowitschia caucasica
Lineage: Eukaryota; Metazoa; Chordata; Actinopteri; Gobiiformes; Gobiidae
Source: the annotation of a GenBank genome assembly